Molecule: messenger RNA, 1077 nt
Organism: Colletotrichum orchidophilum
Lineage: Eukaryota; Fungi; Ascomycota; Sordariomycetes; Glomerellales; Glomerellaceae
Exons: 4
Coding region: 1-1077 (358 amino acids)
Source: RefSeq, a predicted model, not a curated record
AUGCCAGGUGCCCCAGUCUCGACGCCGGUCUCGAGGGCCUCGAUUCGGAACGCUGGCCUUGCCCUCAUCGUUCUCACUACUGUUGUUGUUGGCACGCGAGUCGUCCUUGCUGUCAUGCACCAAAAUCGUUUCCUCCCCGAAGAUGGCUGGCUUGUGGCAUGCUACGUCUUCUUCAUGGUGCUCGCCGUCUUGUACCUCUUUAUCGUCCCGGCCUUCUUCAGACUGACCGACAUGGCUUCCGGUAUCAUCGAACCGUAUGAAACUGCCACUGAAGACGCGCUCUUUAUCCAGAAGGGUCUUUUCACGGUCUCAGCUUGCUUGUGGUUCUGCCUCUGGUCAGCCAAGUUCUCUUUGUUGUGCUUGUACAAGAAGUUGUUGGAUAAGCUGCCUUAUUACACCAAACUAUGGUGGGCGUUGGUCGUGUUCUGUGGCUUGACGCUGGUUGGAACCGUGAUUUCACUCUUCCUGGCUUGUUCAAGCAUGCAUGCUUGGUUUUCUGUUGGUGCCUGCACAACGCCACGAGAUGUCGAAGCUGCUGCCGUCAGUAUGUGGUUUGCCUAUGCGGUAGACGUCCUGACAGACCUCCUCAUCAUGAUGCUACCUCUGCGCCUCAUUAUAACGUUGCAAAUGCCACUGUCGCGCAAGAUUAGUAUCGCAGGUCUAUUCUGUCUGGGCUGGGUUUGCAUCGCUGCCUCAACUGUCCGCGUAACGCAGAUUGGCAAUAACGGGGCCCAGCCUACGGUACCUUGGCUCGCUCUUUGGGGCACAAUCGAAGCUGCCAUAGCUGUCAUCAUCGUCACCGGACCUGGACUGUACCGUGCAGUCAAAAUAUACUCGACAUCGCGCCAGAAGUACUAUAUUGACAAGUCAAACUCGAAGGCCAAUUACGCCAGAAGUAACAGUCGUACAACUGAAGACCAAGAUGUCCAACUCCGGCCGUUUCCGCGCACCACUGUAUCCCGUGCAGAGCCAAGCAGUAGUCAAGAAGAGCUAAUGUACCCGGGCAAGCUCGAUGGUAUCAUGGUAACAAAGGCGGUCGUUGUUAACAGUUCGAAGAGCCAGAACGCAACGAAAUAA